Molecule: messenger RNA, 724 nt
Organism: Spodoptera exigua (beet armyworm)
Lineage: Eukaryota; Metazoa; Arthropoda; Insecta; Lepidoptera; Noctuidae
Source: the annotation of a GenBank genome assembly
CGCAACUACACCUAUAACUCUGCCUACCCAAUUUUCGAUGUGUGAACGACCUUGUAAGCUCAACCUAAGGUAACCUCUUAUAUACUGGUGUCAGAAUACACUACUAGCCAGUCACUUGUUACCGCUUGGACUGUCUACUAGUGCCAAAAAAAUGAAAUUCCUCAUAUUGUCCGUUUGCGUGGCUUUAGCCGCUGCUGACGUAUCGCACGUGGUCGCCAACAAUGACAAGUCGGCUCAGAUCCUAAGGCAAGAGUUGAACGUCGGCGUGGAAGGCCAAUACCAGUGGGCUUAUGACACCGAAAACGGUAUAUCAGCUAGCGAGGAUGGUUCCUUAAAGCAGAUUGACGCUGAGACGAAGGCUCAAGUAGCUCAGGGCCAAGCCAGCUGGAAAUCCCCCGAAGGAGAGGUGAUUAGCUUCCAGUAUGUAGCUGACGAAAAUGGAUACCAACCACAGGGUUCCCACCUUCCGGUCGCGCCCCCAAUCCCAGAAGCUAUUCUCCGAGCCUUGGAGUACAUCAGGGCCCACCCCCCACCAGAAGAGAAGAACUAAACUUACUUUACUUAAAAAGAAAACACUAUUAAACUUCUCAAGAAGACCAAAAGCUUCUAAUUCUCUUUUCUCUGUUGUUGCGGCGCUGAUUGCUUACCAUCAGGUAAUCCGUCUGCUCGUUUGCCGACCAAUUACAUAAAAAAAAUGUUAUAACAAUAGAUACAUUGUUUCAUA